Molecule: messenger RNA, 954 nt
Organism: Tupaia belangeri chinensis (Chinese tree shrew)
Lineage: Eukaryota; Metazoa; Chordata; Mammalia; Scandentia; Tupaiidae
Product: olfactory receptor 10AG1-like
Exons: 1
Coding region: 49-954 (301 amino acids)
Biological process (GO): G protein-coupled receptor signaling pathway
Cellular component (GO): membrane
Molecular function (GO): G protein-coupled receptor activity; olfactory receptor activity
Source: RefSeq, a predicted model, not a curated record
GCAGAUAAAGAGCAAAUUAAAGCAGAAAAUUCAAGUAUCACUACAUUGAUGGAGUUUGUUCUCUUGGGGUUUUCUGAUACUCCCAAUCUCCAAUGGAUUCUGUUUGGUGUAUUUUUACUGAUAUAUUUGACUAUCUUGGUAUGCAACAGUCUCAUAAUACUAAUAACACAAAUUGACCCUGCCCUCCACACACCCAUGUAUUAUUUCCUGGGCAACUUUUCCUUCUUGGAAAUUUGUUAUGUAACAGUAACUUUCCCAAGAAUGCUCAUGGACCUUUGGACUCAGAAAGGACAUAUUUUGUUCCUUACCUGUGCUACACAGAUGUAUUUUUUCCUUAUGCUUGGGGCCACAGAGUGCCUCCUGCUUGCAGUGAUGGCCUAUGACUGCUAUGUGGCCAUUUGUAACCCUCUCCAUUAUGCUCUAGUGAUGAAUCACAAGGUCUGCAGCCAGCUGGUGGCUGCCUCCUGGAUCACUGCAGUUCCACUUGCAAUCGGGCAUACAUACCAGAUUUUCUCUUUGCCUUUUUGUGCAUCUCACACGAUCAAUCACUUCUUCUGUGACAUCCCACCUAUACUCAAACUUGCCUGUGGGGACACAUUUGUGAAUGAGAUAGUAGUCUAUGUAGUCGCAGUGGUGUUUAUCAUGGUUCCAUUUCUGUUGAUCGUUGUCUCCUAUGGCAAAAUUAUCUCCAACAUUUUGAAAUUGUCUUCAGCCAGAGGGAGGUCUAAAGCCUUCUCCACCUGCUCUUCUCACCUAACCGUUGUAGUGUUAUUCUAUGGGACAGCUACUAUCACUUAUUUACAACCUAAAUCAGAUCAGUCUGAGGGAAUGGGGAAACUUUUCUCUCUUUUCUAUGCUAUUUUGACUCCAACUUUGAAUCCCAUUAUAUAUACUCUGAGGAACAAAGAUAUUCUGAUGGCACUGAGAAAACUUCUAGCUAAGGUAUCAGCAUAA